AUGGACACUAUCCACGUACCUGUACGGGGCCAGCUUGAGCUAAUCACAAGCAGUCUUUCGAACUCCCUUUCGGGAGAUGGUGUCCAGAGUGAGGACCCGAAUCGGUUUCAAGUAACCCCUCCCAAAUCGGACAUUUCAAUGAGGGCCGGGGGCCUAGAACCACCUAUUGCUGCCGAUAUAUUAUCGGCGAGGGGUUGGGAUUCUCCAGGCUUUCAGCAACUGGCGCAGUCUACUACGGAGUUAGACGAGGAACAGGGGGGAAAGGAGAUGAAGAAGAAGAAGAAAGAAGAGGAGAAGAAGAAGAAGAAGGAGAGGGAGAAGAAGAAGGAGGAGGAGAAAAAGAAAAAGAAGAAGAAGAAGAAGCCGAAGAAGAAGGUGAACAAGGGGGGUGUUGGCGGUAGUAGCGCCUGUGGGGGUAGCAGCAUAAGUAGUUGCACUAACAAUAGUGUUGGCGGAGGUGGUGUUGGCGGAGGUAGUAUUGGAGGCGGUGGUGUUGGGGGUGGUAGUAUUGGUGGCGGUGGCGGUGGUGUUGGUAGUGGUGGAACUGAAGGUGGUAGUGGGGAUGCCGGCGGCGGUGGCGGUGUUGGUGUUGGUGGUGAUGGUGGUGUUGGUGGUGUUGGCGGUGGUGAUGGUGGUGUUGGUGGUGGUGAUGGUGGUGUUGGUGGUGUUGGCGGAGGUGUUGGUGGAGGUGUUGGUGGAGGUGUUGGUGGAGGUGUUGGCGGUGGUGUUGGUGGAGGUGUUGGCGGUGGUGUUGGCGGAGGUGGUGUUGGCGGAGGUGGUGUUGGAGGCGGUGGUGUUGGAGGCGGUGGUGUUGGUGGCGGUGGUGUUGGUGGCGGUGGUGUUGGUGGCGGUGGCGGUGGUGUUGGUAGUGGUGGAACCGGAGGCGGCGGUCCCGGAGGCGGCGGUCCCGGAGGCGGCGGUCCCGGAGGCGGCGGUCCCGGGAGUACUUCCUGCGGUGGGGUCGGCGCUAGGGUCGGUAGGGCAUAA
Colletotrichum higginsianum IMI 349063 is the source of this 987-nucleotide messenger RNA. RefSeq lists its product as uncharacterized. The record is from RefSeq and is a predicted model, not a curated record. Bases 1 to 987 code for a protein of 328 amino acids. The transcript has a single exon. Lineage: Eukaryota; Fungi; Ascomycota; Sordariomycetes; Glomerellales; Glomerellaceae.